Ricinus communis (castor bean) is the source of this 1897-nucleotide messenger RNA. RefSeq lists its product as uncharacterized. The record is from RefSeq and is a predicted model, not a curated record. Lineage: Eukaryota; Viridiplantae; Streptophyta; Magnoliopsida; Malpighiales; Euphorbiaceae. Gene Ontology annotation, molecular function: phosphoglycerate dehydrogenase activity. Bases 667 to 1599 code for a protein of 310 amino acids. The transcript is spliced from 3 exons.
AUAUAUCGUAGUGAAUAGUUGAUAGGUUCUUAAUGUCUACUCCUAGAUUUUCAUAAAUGUGAUACGAAAAGAAGAAGAAGAAGAAUGUGCUGUCCUUUUCAAUUCCAUUAGCCUUUUGUACUGUGAACCAACCUACACGCUUUCUUUCUUGGAUAAGAUCUCAAGAAUUUCAUAUACACAAUUUACCCCACUAUACUAUUAAGAAAAAUCAAUCAACUAAAAAAUUCACCUGUAUUUUAUCAACUUCUAAAUCGAAAAUUAAGCACAGCCCAGUUUUCUUUUUGUAAUUUCAGGGACUGGGUUGUGCUUCUUUUUUUACCUUAACUUCUCUCUUCUUUUUUUUUUAAAUCAAAUACUAAUUCAAAAAUAAUUUACGUUUAUUUGGUAAAGCGUUGGAUUGUGCUUUUACAAGUUGAAAUUUUGCGUGGCUACGAAUUUUCUUUAGAAAAUCAAAAGCUCUUUUCUGCUGGAUUGAAGAGGACCCAACUUUCACCACUAGCCAUAAGUUUGAUGUUAUUGGAUUGGGCAGGCCCGAACGAAACCAGACACACGAACAAAGACCGGGUUUUGGUGGUUAUUUAUUCUCAUAUGAUGAAUUUCAAGUUUGUGAGCGAGUGGAAGUGGAAGAAUUUGAUUGAGAAGGAAGAUUAAAAGCUUUUGAGGGCCAUGGAGAAUUCAUAUGAAACAUCAAACGGAAAUGGGCUGUUGGAUAAUGAUCAUACAAAUAUGAGGCAGUCUUCUCAGCCCAGCAUUAAUGUACCAUUACCUUGGCUUGAUUUAAGAGUAUUCUAUGUUCGUGUUAGCAAAUGUGAGAUUGACGACGCAACUCCUGAGCACCUUACAGUGAAUCACAUUCCGUUACACCCUGACACACUUCUUGAAGUAAAUGGUAUUAGAACUCCUGUCGAUUCUGAUGGGCCAUCAAUUCUUCUUAGGAGGGAUAGGUUGGACAAGAAAUCUGAAGAAGCUACAUUUGUUAGCACGGAUAGCAUAAGGAUUACUGGAAGUGUGAAGUUUGAAGUUUUUGAUAAGAAUAUUCUCUUGCUAUCUGGGGUUCUUGAAUUGUGCUAUAGUAAUGGUGUUAUAGGAGAACCGAGAGGCCAUAGCUAUAAAUGGAGUAUAAAUUGUAAGUCGGAUGCAACUGUAGGCACUAGCUUCCUGAAGGCGAAACAGCAUAUGGGUCUAGACUCACCUUCACCUACAAUUGAGGUCUAUGUUGCAGGAUCCUUCUCAGGCACACCAAUUAUCUUAACUAACACUUUGCAGCUAAGUUUGCACAAGAAGCAAAUGAGGAAAGGCAUGUUGGAUUCCAUACCAGAAUACGAGGCAACUGAGAACCCAGACUAUGCCCCUUUCCGGAUUCCUUUACAGUUCCAAGAUUACUCAAACCUGAAGCCAGAAAAUGAAGGCUAUAGCUACCUGUACUCAGGAAGGGAAUAUUUAGAAGGUGAAGAUGGGGAACUCUCAUGGUUCAAUGCUGGAGUUAGGGUAGGCGUUGGCAUCGGGCUAAGCAUUUGUAUUGGAAUUGGGAUAGGCGUGGGGUUGCUGGUUCAAACCUAUCAAGGCACCACACGCAGCUUUAGAAGGCGGCUACUAUGAUUAAAGAUUUUCUCAAUAUUGUGAUAGCGUUAACCUUCCCUUCUCUCACUCAUAGUCCUAAUGCCGCUGACAGAUAUCUGAUAUAUGAAUAAGGUCAUCACAUAAUUGCAACAGGUAAUGUAUAAAUUUUAGCUGUUGCUGGUUAAGCCUUUCAUCUGAAAUAAAAGGGUAAUUUCAUUUGUAUUGCAUAAUUGGAAACUUCAGAGUGCAUUUUGCACCUGAUAUCUGAUUCAGAUCUUGUAGUUAGUGUAAAUUGCUGUUGCCAUCAGUAUGAAGUUCUUCCAUCUUUGUUUUCUUC